Molecule: messenger RNA, 1551 nt
Organism: Paramuricea clavata
Lineage: Eukaryota; Metazoa; Cnidaria; Anthozoa; Malacalcyonacea; Plexauridae
Source: the annotation of a GenBank genome assembly
AUGUCUGUUCUGAAUGGUAAAUGUGACUACUGGUACAGAAAAAAGUCCAUGAUCAAACAGCAUUUAGCAUUGGGUGAUAAGGAAAAUAUGUUGCAUUAUAAUGCAUCCGAGGUAAUACACAGCCACUGUAUUAAAUGACAACGAAUCUACUAGGCGAUUUUACAGUUUUCAUUAGCAACAUAAUCAGAACAUCAUAUCUUUACCUUUUAGUUUGCCAAAGAGUUAAAGAAAAAACAAAAGCGAGUGGAUCAUGUCACCCAAAAUCUUGUGAGAGUUGCACUUGGGGUAUGUGAAAUGAAUUCAGCGGGUUGUCACUUUGAAACGGCUGUGGCCAACCACAUUGCUACUGGAUCAGAUUUAGGUGACAUUGGUCACAGCAGGAAACUCUUUCCUGAUUUACUGAAAGCGAGUGAGAUUUGGUUAGACAAAGAAGUUGAAAAAUUUCUUUGCAGACCAUUAAAAUCGACUGGCAUACCACCGCAUUACUACGUUACUGCUGACAAGGCAACGUUGAAUCGCAUUACAAACCAAGCCAUUGUAAUUGUCACAAUGGUGGACAGUUGCAGAAAAGCCAUUUUGGUAAAGGCUCCCGAAGUCUACUCUAGCCGUUCCGGUGAUGGUGAUGCCAAAGAAAAUGAUGCAUAUGUGGAUGAAGUCUCAGGCUCCCAUGCAGAAGAUUUGGCAAAUGGCAUUGUUGAGUGUAUAAAAGAUCAAUAUUGUGCCGACGUUUUACAAGGUUGGCAAGGAACAUCGUGUGAUGGGCCGUACCAGGCAAAGUACUUUGAAAAAUCGUUAAAUUCAGCCUUAGCACGCACUGAUGACACCUUUGAUGUCGUAGUUUGGGAUCCUCCACCCUGGAUUGAUCUGGCCAUGAAGGAUGUCAAAGAUGGAAAAAUCAGUGAGGAUGCUUCUUCAUAUCUCAACAGAAUUAUCAAGAGAACAAUGAAACUCCACACGAAGUUUAACCGUGGAAAAAUGUUUCAACAAGUUAAGUCCGUUGCCAACCAUAAUGCCUACGGUAAAGAUGUUAAAUUUAAAGUUCUGUCCGGUACGUGUGGAACCAGGUUUAGUACGUCGCAGUACAGUGAGUUCCUCAAACUCACUGAGAGCCUUCCUCUGUAUAUCGAUACAUUCAGAAAGUAUGGCUACGAUGAGGAUGACGAGUACGAAAUCGCAGGAAAAGACUUUGUGGUGGAUCGUCUUGCUUUGACAGAUCUUAUGCGGCCGGCAAUGGUCGACUUACUAGUCAGUCUUCAAGGUUUGUACGUCCCAUCGUGGAAAAUCUGCCUUUGGUGGCCAAAAGUCAGACAACGUAUCCAGAAAUGUAUUCCAAUUUCAUUUGAUUCUCCUGACCUUCCAUUGACAUCAAAUAAUAUAAGAGAUAUCAGGAAAGGGAAAUUUAAGGGAACAAAAGUUGUACCUGGAUGGCUCAAAGUUGAGAAGAAUGUCUCUGAAGAAGUGUCUGAUGGGAAGAAAACUACAACAACUAAAUGGCGUGCUCGAGAUCUUAAGGACUGCCGAGUUGACUUGGAGGUUUUUGUGCCGCAAUGA